Molecule: messenger RNA, 1070 nt
Organism: Pocillopora verrucosa
Lineage: Eukaryota; Metazoa; Cnidaria; Anthozoa; Scleractinia; Pocilloporidae
Product: U1 small nuclear ribonucleoprotein C
Biological process (GO): mRNA 5'-splice site recognition; mRNA splicing, via spliceosome; spliceosomal snRNP assembly
Cellular component (GO): nucleus; U1 snRNP
Molecular function (GO): zinc ion binding; pre-mRNA 5'-splice site binding
Source: RefSeq, a predicted model, not a curated record
GACGAAUUCUUGCUUUAUGAUUUAAUUUCAUAAUGGUUCUUUCCGUUCUAGGUAUUAUUGUGAUUACUGCGACACUUACUUAACACAUGACUCGCCGUCAGUCCGGAAGACACACAAUGGUGGCCGAAAACACAAGGAAAAUGUGAGGUUUUAUUACACGAAGUGGAUGGAAGAACAGGCACAGAGUUUGAUUGAUCAGACAACUGCUGCUUAUCAAGCUGGUACUGCCAUUCCACCCCCACAAGUUGCACACCUACCACCCCCUGGAAUGAUGCCGCCUCCACCUCCUGGAAUGAUGCCACCACCAGGAGCCUUACCACCCCCUGGAGCUUUACCAUUUCCAAUACCACCCCCUGGGGCAAUGCCACCACCAGCAGGUAUUAGACCACCACCUGGGGGACCACCACAUGGGGCACCACCAGGAAGAAUGCCAGGGCCACCAGGAGGAGGGAAUCAGCCAAGGCCAGUUGUAGGAAAAUCUUAAUGACAAUUCUGUUUAGGGAAUAAAUUGUUAUUUACUUUGUUAUUGACUAGUUAUGCAAUGAACUUUAUCAAAAGAGGUUGUCCAGACAAUUCAGAUGAAGACUUGUUUUGCAAGGGAGACAUUUUGACAUUAAGACAUUAAGACAUUGAUGUUAACUUAAAGUGUACAGAGGUGAACCUGUUGAAGGAACCGAACAAAAUGUUUUUCCUGAGUCUCUAAGACAUGAAUUUGCAAAGGUGUGCAUUAAAUUUAUAUUUUUAAGUUUACAUCUUAACUCUCUCUAAGAAUAGCUUUCCUUCUGAUGUAAGCCUGAGCAAAAAAAAACUGUAUACAUGGACAGCAAGGUGCUCUUGCUUGGAACUCUAGCUUAAGACACCAAUACCAUCUAGAUGAAACAGUAUGUCCUUGCUUAUACUGAGAAACCAGCCCUAAGUUCACUUCCAGAUCACAGCUGCAGAUAUGGUCAGUUAGUUCAUUUUUUUCCCAGUUAUACACAAAAUAAAAAAAAAAUUCAUACUUCUGCAAUGAGAUUUUAAACUUAACUACAGUUUAUUUGCCAAUAAAACUACAGUAAAACUCAUUGUCA